Molecule: messenger RNA, 978 nt
Organism: Ambispora gerdemannii
Lineage: Eukaryota; Fungi; Glomeromycota; Glomeromycetes; Archaeosporales; Ambisporaceae
Source: the annotation of a GenBank genome assembly
AUGCUAAAUAUUACUGGACUACCGGCAAUACUAAAAUAUGGAAAUUCACUACCAGAUCAUACUGAUAGUUCAACGUGUAUAUUACAGUAUAAUAUUGGGAUUUUUUUCUAUUUUCAAUAUCUAAUAUUACCAGCUGUACUGGAAUUUUAUCUAUGGUGGGCUUUAUUCAACAAGGAUAAUAAAAUUGAAGAAAAAUGCUUAAUUCCGAUGUCAUUAACGGUUUGGAUAUUGGGUUUUGGUUUUCAAAUGAUUCGGUUAUUUCAAAGGCGAAAUGAACAGAACUGGGGUCUUGUUGCGAAUCGAUUAUUUUGUAAACCAAGCCCAUCAAAUAUUGAAUUUUAUGGUUGGCUAAUUCUGCAAAUUAUCAUAGUGAUUAGUAUGGGUCUAUUAGCAAUACAUUCAACAAUAUUAUUAUUUUCUAAUUGGCGACAAUAUUCUCGAAAACAAAGUCGGGGUAACGCAAUGAAAUUCGAGCAAACAAUUCGACUUUGCACUUCGAGCUUUUUGUAUGCGACAUUCAUUUUCAGCAUUAUCAUAUUUGAAAAUAAUGAAACUGAUUUAAAUAAAAUAACGGGAUCACAAUUUAUGAUUGGUGCCAGCGGCAUCUGUAUUUUCCUGAUGUUUGCGUUAACAAGAUCAGCUGCUCAGAUUUUUCCGUGUUGCUACUAUGCCUCUUUAGGCUCGCACAAAUCGAACGUAAAAACGAACAUUAAAUAUUAUAGUCCGACAGUCGACAAAGAUAGUGAUUCUUUUCGCCCACCGACAACAAAUUUUGGAGAACACUACUACGAAUUACAUUCAAUAGAUAGUCGACUUAAUAAUAUAAACCGUGACUUCAUUAGCAAGCCGAAAGAAAGUUACUCGAAUCAGAACCAAAAUGAAAGUAGUGGUCAUGAUAGUGUUCUCAGAUUCAUUUCUGCAUACGAGUAUGAUUUGAAGCUGUCAACAAUAGUUGCUCCUUCAACUAGUAAUGUCUAG